Molecule: messenger RNA, 2816 nt
Organism: Raphanus sativus (radish)
Lineage: Eukaryota; Viridiplantae; Streptophyta; Magnoliopsida; Brassicales; Brassicaceae
Product: trihelix transcription factor ENAP1
Exons: 3
Coding region: 1772-2548 (258 amino acids)
Cellular component (GO): nucleus
Molecular function (GO): transcription cis-regulatory region binding
Source: RefSeq, a predicted model, not a curated record
CAGUAUUUAAACAAGUCUAGUUUCAUCACCAUUUGAUCAAUACAAUAACUCCUGGGUCUCUAUGCCUUCGGCGAUACAAUGAUAUUCUUCAAAAUUCUGGCAUAUUGAAUUUUCUAUCAAGUUACAAGAUGGAGACUUUUUUUAAUCUAACUUUGAUUUUUGGUUCAAGGUGAUGCUGUUAAUGAAUACUUCAAGUUGGUGUGUGGAUCCUAUGUGUUCGGUGCCAUGAUCUCCUCAGCUCAUGUAGUGCAAGCUCUGUAAGUACAUUAUUACUAAUAAAUAUUAUAUGUACCUAAGUUCGGAACAAAAAUAUAGAUAAGAGAAUAAUAAUCCGUUCAAAAAUAUUUUCAAAGUGAAUUAGCAAGUAAAGCUGUGAAUGGAAAACAUUUAGCAUGUUCAAUUUUCUGCACCAAAUCUUUCAGCAGAAACUGCCUAAACAAACAUAUCAAUGAAUCAUAUUGUGAGAUUACAUAUUAUUGUCUCCUAUUUAAAGCAGUUAUUUAACACAAUUAAUUCGUCGAUAUGCUUUUUAGGCAGUUUCAACUGCAGUCAUAUAGCAUUUUGGUGCAUAAAGUAGAGCAUGCCUUGGUACAUUGGCAAUUCACAGCUUCACUUGCUAGAUUACCGAAACAGUAAUUGAAUGAAUUAUGAUUCACUUGUCUAUUUUUUUAACACAAGAAAGAAAAAAGAUAAAUGCGCUUAAUUUGUGAUAGCUUAUCAUUUUAAGGAAUGCCAAAUUUGUGAUAGCUUUUUUCAAAAAAAAAAAAUUGUGAUAGCUGAUCAUUUUAAGUUUGUGAUCGGAUGGUCAUAAACUAUCAAUUCAAGUUAUCAUAAUAGCCUUACUAACUAUAAAUAUCGUACUGAAAAAUGAAUUAUCUUUAAAAGGGUGAAUAUAGAAUUUGAUUGGUUAUCUCAAAGACUCUAACAAUAGCUCUGCAUCCAAAGUUGCAAACGCUACGUUUACAUAUGGUUACCGACUUGCAGUUACUACUUACUACUAGAGAAUCGUAUCUCAAAGGGUGUCAGUUUUUGUUUCCCUCGACGAGUUUCCACAUAUGACAUGCCUCUGCUAUGGCUCUUCAAUAGCCAAACAUUUAUUGACAAAAAGAACUUUACCUCUCGGGCUAAUCUUUUAGCACUUGUAAGAAAAAAAUGAUUACUGAUUAGGCCUGGAGUGGCAUAUUAAUUGGUUUGAGACAAACAAAAGGACAUAUAGAUAACAAGACACGGCACCACGAGACAUAAGACCUAACACGUUUUGGAUGAUCGCUCUCACCUUUACCUAAUUAGCAAUUAGCCUACUCAACUAUCUUUCCUUUACUAUACAUCCCACCAUCUUAAUUGUAUCACUUCCAAACUCUCCUACGUCCUAUUUGUUACUACAUCGUAACGUAUAUGCGUAUGCCUCACCCACAAACAAAAAAAAUACAAAUUUUUCUUAUGCUCCUAUAACAUUUAAUUAUUCUAAUCAUCAUCAUUACACUUAAGCAGGUUUUAUGAUGAUAACUAGACUAACCCCAUCCCAUCCAAUUGAUAGUAACAAAAACAAACCGCCAUCUCUAUGACUUUAAUUAAGGUAAAUUAAUCAAAUCAUCAGCCUUAGUUACGUCAUUAAACAAAACGACAAUACUUGUGGGACCCAGUUACGGACCAAACCGGUUUUCAAUAGAUGAGUGUAAGAGACAGAUUAAUUUCGGUUUAGCGGAGAAAAAAAAAGAAAGAAAGAUAAUCGCCGUUGCUGACGUGACGUCACCGCCGAUUCUUAUCCUCAAUGGAGACGACGCCGGAGACUCAACCAAAAUCCCAAUCGCAAACCGGCUCCUCCCACCGUCUCCCGCCGGGACGCGAGGACUGGUGGAGCGAGGACGCGACGGCGACGCUGAUCGAAGCGUGGGGAGACCGCUACGUCAACCUCAGCCGGGGAAACCUCCGGCAGAACGACUGGAGAGAGGUCGCCGACGCGGUGAACUCGAUCCACGGCGGCGGCGGCGGCGGGAGGCCGAAGACGGACGUGCAGUGCAAGAACCGGAUCGACACGCUGAAGAAGAAGUACAAGACGGAGAAGGCCAAGCCUUGUCCUUCGUCCUGGUGCUUCUUCGAGAGGCUCGACUUCUUGAUCGGUCCCGUCGCGGCGAAGAAGUGUACCGGAGUUGUGAGACCGGCGGUGGUGAAGAAUCCGACCGGAUCUAAAUCGAGUGGGAGCUCUUUGGAUGAUGAGGAUGAGGAGGAGGAGGAUGAUGAGGUGGGUGAUUGGGGGUUUGUGGUGAGGAAGCAUAGGAGAGUGGAGGAUGUGUAUCCGAGUGGAGGUGAAGGUUCGUCGAGUAGGGAGCUGGCGAGAGCGAUUUUGAAGUUGGGAGAGGUGUACGAGAGGAUCGAAGGUGCGAAGCAGAGGAUGAUGGUUGAGUUGGAGAAGCAGAGGAUGGAAGCUGCCAAGGAGCUUGAGUUGCAGCGGAUGAACAUGUUGAUGGAUAUGCAGAUGGAGAUCGAAAGAUCAAAGCUUGGCAAACGUAGAGCUGUUGCUGCUUCAGAUAAGAAGUUGUCGGAUUAGAUUUUAUGGAGAAGCUAUACUGUGGUAGAGCAAGGGAGCAAUGGUUGGAUGAUCUGAGAAGCUCAUUCGGAGAAACUGUUAUUAUUCUUAAUCACUAGGUUUCAUUGUUAGAGCAAUGUUUUUUUUUUUUUAACUUAUUAUGUUUACUUAUCUUAUUUAGGGUACAUUGGUAGCAAAGCAGAUUGGUGAAAGAAACUCUUGUAGUAAUCUGACAGACAUAUCAACAUGUACUUUUUGUCAAGUGUUAAAAUGUAUUAUGGUUUGUGUA